Messenger RNA from Trypanosoma rangeli, 1587 nucleotides. Its product is annotated as putative vesicle-fusing ATPase. The transcript has a single exon. Bases 1 to 1587 code for a protein of 528 amino acids. The record is from RefSeq and is a predicted model, not a curated record. NCBI's taxonomy places the organism in Eukaryota, Euglenozoa, Kinetoplastea, Trypanosomatida, Trypanosomatidae.
AUGUUGCUUGAUACUACCGCAGAGUCGCUUCUGCGAGACCCCCAGUACUUGCUGCGUCUGUACCACAGAAUUACUCAGAAUCUUGUGAAGUGUGAAACCUCUUCAUUUCUACGCCUACUAUCCCCAUCAUUUACGCAGCUUGAUACGAGGUAUCGUGUGCGCUCGCAUAUGCACGCGAUCGAACUUUGGCCCUUAAAGGGCAUUCUACGCCAGAUUUUUCCGGCAAGUACUGUGAGUGAUAGGGAACUCUUAAUACUUCUUGCAAUGUUGCCGCUUGACGGCGAUGGGGAUACCGGGACGGCGAACGGGAUUGAUGAUAUUCGAGUUAGUCCUGUAAUGUUGUUGUUGCGCCUGCGGCAGAUGUGUCCUAUGCAAGCCUCGUUGUUUCUAGAAAUGUCUCGUUGCAUUGACGCUAGACCUCAAAGACCCCAUCCGUAUGAUUCGAUUUGUGGCAAAGCACUGAUGAAGUGUAUACAAGAAGGCAACACAAAAGCUUGUGUUCUUGAGACAGCUACGAUUCUUGAUUUCCUAACGGAAUCCUACGGUAUGACACUUUCAGAGGCGUUGUGUCUAACUGAAUACUGUUCCAUGGGGCCACCUCCUUCCUCAUCUACAGUGGCCAUUGAUGGUUCCUAUCUUUUUGCGUUUCUAUACCAAAGGCCCUUGCCUUCGGAUGUGAGGUUUGCAUUGCUUAUGUCUGUCUUUGCUGAAGGUGUUUGUGACCCAAAUAGAGCUGGGUCCUCAGGUACACUUGCACUUAUUGAUGGGCUACGUCGUCUGUCCCUAAAACCGGAUCAUGAUAUGAAACUUAACGAGCAUUCUAACGUUUAUAUCGAUACUGGAAUGGAUCUUGGGAAAUCUUUUUUGACACCCCAGUCCUUUGAAGAACUAUGUAAGUAUCUGCGUGUUGGUCUUAGCUUAGAGGAAGUGCGUCAGCUAUUUUAUUAUUUACAUGAAGGCCAUGAAGAACGUGUUUCUGUAUGCACGCUUCUUCGUGAAUUUACGCGGCAUUUUAUUCCUGUGAGUAAAUCGCUUUUUAUCAUUGUCGAAGAGGCCGUGCGGCGCUAUGUGGUGAAGAUGGGUGGUAUGUUGGCCAUCCCACGUCUACACCUUGCGCUUCCAGAUGGUCCACUUUCUAUCGCAGGCUUCAUUAGUGUGCUUCGUGGGGCUGGUGUUCCCGAUGCCGUGAGCGACGUCGAGCUUGAGUGGUUGCGAUUCAAGGGACAGGAUCGAGAACGUUUUGUAAUGCUGCUUUCAGGUGAACUUUCAACAAAACGGGAGGCGCUUGUCCGCCAACUUUUUGAUCAGCUUAAAAAAAAUGUGGGAGAGAUUACACAGAAACAGGAAACUGUUGAACUGGAGCGUGUGUUGGCGCUGUUUCACCCUGAAAAGGUGGAAGAUGCGCUGAUGGGUGACGCAGAUGAUUGGCGUUUCGUGAUGAGGCAGUGCUUUGGCGAGAAUGCAUCCACAAUGUUGUCAUAUGACUGCUUCCUUUAUUUUUGGCGCGCGGUGUCGGCUGCCUGCAACGAUGACUCUAUCUUUACGAUGAUUCUUUGGCGCUCUUUCAACAUGCACUCGAGUCGCUAA